CACACACACACAGUGGGACAGGGAGGGAGAAAGCAGGCAGAGAGAUUUGGUGGAGGUGAUAGAGAGAGGGAGAGAAAGAGACAAUCAGAGACAGAUAACAGGGUAAGGUCACUGAGAAAGAUACAGCGAGAUAGAGAGUCAUAGAGAAAUAGUAAGAGAGAGAGAGAGAGAGAGAAGCAUUGUGGAUCUAAUAAUCCUGUGAAUCAGCCCAUCCUCGAAGACGAACGUGUUGGUCAGAGGUUCGCCAUGGCAACCAAAAUAGUAACGUACCGUUGCCAGGAGGAGCAGGAGGAGCAGCUGUCUCACAGCAUGGCCCUGUCCUCUCAAAUCAAGAAGAAGAAGUUCAAAUCCAGUGAUGAGGAGGCCUCCCUCUGCGAGUUCUAUCCCAUCAUCCCCGGUGACGUCAUGUCUGUCAAAGAGAUCCUGACGGAGCCCAAAUUCCCGCGCCACCGGACCUGGGAGGUCCUGAGGGAAACCAUGGCUGAUGAUGAACUCCACCAGAGGGACCAGUGGACUCUGUUUGGUAACGAGGCUGAAAAAGUGGAGAUUGAGGUCAUCAGGAACCAGCACGAGGUCCGUAAACGAGUGGACCGCAUGGCACUGCGCAGAGAGGCUCAGAGGAAGGCCUCGGCGCACCUGAAGUUUCUGGAAGACUUGAGCAAGAAGGCACCAGACUUUCCCAUCCCCCUUCGUCCGCACACUGUGUGGGAGGGCAUGGCGGUCAAACUGUCCUGCACUGUUCAGGGCUGCCCAACCCCACGUGUCACCUGGUUUAAAGACGAUGUUCCUCUGAGAGUCUCCUCACAGCCCUGGAACUACAAACUGCUGCAGAAGUUCGGCCUCAACACCCUGGAGAUCAGGAGGUGUAGCGCUGCUGAUGCUGGAGAAUACAAAGUGGUGGCUAAAAGCUCCUUAGGAGAGGCGACCACCUUCGCCACCCUUGUGGUGAACUCAUAUCAGGGAGCUGAGGCGGGCCUGAAAUGCACAAGGACUGCGGUCUCUGUGGAGGCUUUAUUUGACUCCACUUUUUCUCCAUCCUUUGUGAAAGAGGGAGAUACUCUGGUUCUGUGCUGCAGUUUCUCCUCCCCUCUGCUUCCCUUCCAGCAGGACGUGUCCUGGUUCAGAGACGGAGUGCCACUCAGUUCUUCUGGCCGGGUGGAUGUGAGGACAGCGCUGACCUCCACCACUCUAACCCUGAAAGGAGUGCACAAGGAGCACGAGGGUCUUUACUCCAUCCGCCUCCUCACCCGGGAUGGCAUCAAGGAGCACAGCGCCUUCGUCUACAUCAAGGAUGGUCCUGCUGCAGUGGUCGGAGCUCCUGGAUCCCCCCUGGAGGUCGAGUGCUCCGAUGUUAACAGGGAUUACGUGUUCCUCUCCUGGAAGCCGCCCAGCGCGGACGGGGCAGCCCAAGUGCAAGGCUACUUUAUUGAGAGGAGUGAGCUUGGUUCUCUGCAGUGGAUCCGCUGUAAUGAGGUUCCUCAGAAGGUGUGUUAUUAUCCUGUGAUGGGUCUUAAGGAAAACACCAUGUACCAGUUCAGAGUGUGCGCCGUUAACCAGGCCGGCGUGGGACGCCCGUCCAAACCCACACACCCCAUCCUCACCUCCGAUCCCCUGGAGCCCAGCAGGACUAUGGUGGUCAAGGUGGACGCGGGGAGAGAGAUUGUGAUCACCAAGGACCAGCUGGAGAGUCAGAUCCGUGUGCCGUUCCCUCCGACCGAUGUGCAUGUGUGUGAGCUGAGUGACUCCUACGCUGUGAUCAGCUGGACUGAACCGGACCCACGCGGCAAAGAACCGCUCACUUACUUCGUAGAACGGUCCAUUGCCGGUAAGGAGAGUUGGCACCUGGCCAGCAUGGACAUGACGGUCAGAUCUACGAGGUUUGCUGCGUUUGACCUGCAGAAGGGAAAGGCCUACUGCUUCCGCAUUCGGUCCAUCAACAAGUACGGCAUCAGUGACCCCUCGGAGCCCAGCCAGCCCAUCACACUGGGAGAACCGCUCGGGGUGCCCGCUGCCCCCCACAGUGUUCAAGCCAUCCCUGAUACGGAGAGGUCAGUUCUGCUGCUGUGGAAAGAGCCUAAGGACACGGAGGGCAUUCUGGGAUACUAUCUGUACUGCAGCGAGGUGGGGACGUCAGACUGGAGAACCAUCAACAACAAACCAGUCUCUGGAGCCAGGUUCACAGUGCACGGCCUGAAGACGAAUAAGGAGUACGUCUUCCGGGUGAAGUCUGUGGGACGAGCAGGAAACAGUCGUUAUUCCGAGGAAUCUCGGCCAAUUCGAGUCAAAGCUGCUAAAGUGGUUCCAUCUGCUCCCUCUGGUGUAUCUCUGCUCUGUUGCUCUGGCAGUGAGCUGGUGAUUGGUUGGAGAGCCCCUGCCAGUCACGGUGGCGUCCCGGUGCAGGGCUACUACCUGGACCAGCGGGAGAAAUCUCAGAGUGUCUGGAAGGAGGUCAACGUAAAGCCUGUCAGAGAAAGAGUGUACACGGUGUCUGGUCUUCUAGAGGGCCACUAUUACCAGUUCCGUGUCUUUGCAUCCAACAUCAUUGGAAUCAGUAAACCGUCUGGACCCAGCGAGGCUUUUCUCUGUGAGCGGUGGACGAUGCCUGAACCUGGCUGCCCGUAUGACCUGCAGUUGAGAGAGGUGAGGCGCGAGUCUCUGGUCUUGAUGUGGGCGGAGCCUCUGUACCAAGGCCAGUCACAAGUCACUGGGUAUGUGGUGGAAAUCAGUGAGGGGGAGGAGUCAGAGGACUGGACUGCAGUGAGCCAGGAACCAAUCACAGACACCCACUUAAAGAUAUCCAGGCUGCAGGCUGGUCAGACGUACCGCCUACGUGUGUCUGCAGUCAACAAGGCUGGAGUGGGAAGACCCUCUCUACCCACUGAACCAGUCACAGCCCAGACCAGGCCAGGAACCAAAGACAUCGAGAUUGGAGUCGAUAACGAUGGCUUCAUCUUCCUGAGCUUCGAGGCACCUGAGACGGAGGAUGAAGGCCAGAUUAAGUGGAGUAAGAACUACAGAGAGGCUGUGGAUGCGGGAAGAGCUCAUCUGGAGACCAAGCAAAACAAAUCUGUUCUGACCUUCAGCGCUGCCUCGGAGGAGGACCUGGGCCUCUACACUGCAGAGAUGAUGGACAAGCCUGACAUCUCCUCCAGCUUCAAUUUCACCGCUGAAGAUCUGGAGAGGAUGAUGGAGCUGAGCUGGCAGAUCAGAAACCCAUUGAUUGGUCUGCGGUCUGAAGGCUGGCAGGUGGACGUGUCGGAGCAGGGGGCCGUUCGGUUGUGGCUGCAGACCGAGCCUCUGUCCAGCACUGCUGAACUGCGCAUGAUCCUCAAUGACAGAGAGAUAUCCAGCACACCAGCUCGUAAGAUCAGCUUCGACAGGCCGAACGGUCUGGUGGAGAUCGUGUUUGACCAGCUUUCCAAAGAGGACGAGGGCUCAUACACAGCUCAGCUGAAGGACGGCCGGGCCAAAAACCAGUUCACCCUCGUCCUAGUGGACGAGAAGUUCAAGCAAACCCUGGCCAAAUCGCAGGCCAAAAGACGGGACUGGAAGAGGCGGGCAGGGCCCCACUUUGAGGAGUUUUUGUCCUGGACUGUGACGGAGGACUGUGAGAUGAUUAUGAAAUGCAAGGUGACGAAUGUGAGCAAGGACACAAAGCUGAAAUGGUUUAAAGAUGGUAUGGAGAUCACGAAGGCUGUGUUAGAGCCAUCUGGAGUCAGCACUUUUACUGUGCCUCAGGUGACAAAGAAAGAAGCCGGCGUGUACAGGGCUGUGGUUUCUGACAGCAGAGGAGAGGACGAGAGCAUAUUGGAGUUACUGGACACAGAGUUUGACAAGCUGAUGCAGCGGCUGAGCAAACAGUGCGCUCUCUCUGCUGGUCCCCUGGGGAUCCAGUGCACAGCGACGGGCUUCAAACUCUACUGCUCUCUGAAGUACUAUCUGAGCUACAUGAAGACUAGUUGGUACUUCAAAGAGAAGAGGAUCGAUCAGGAGGAGAGGACCAAGCCUGGCAGCAGUAUGCAGAAGGUCUGGAUCGAGAUAUUCAACCCCACUGAAAACGACAAAGGGAAGUAUACCCUGGAGAUGUUCGAUGGCCAGGAGACACAUAAACGCGUUCUGGAUCUGUCUGGACAAGCCUUUGCAGAUGCUCUACUGGAAUACCAGAGGCUGAAACAAGUGGCGAUUGCUGAGAAAAACCGCGCCAGAGUCACCAAGGGGUUACCAGAUGUUGUGGCCAUAAUGGAAGGAAAGUCUCUGUGUCUGACAUGCUUUGCUGAAGGUGACCCCGUGCCGGAGAUGUUCUGGCUGAAGAAUGACCGAGAGAUCUCCUCCGCCGGUCAGUACCACAUCGCCCACGACAAAAACAGCUCCACCAUCACCAUCAACUCCGUCACCAUGGAGGACUCUGGAAACUACAGCGUCUUUGUGAGGAACACGUACGGCUCCCAGACGGUGUACGUGACGAUCAGCGUUUACAAACACGGAGAGAAGCCGCGGGCAGACGCCGUCCACAUGUAACGAGGGGGGGACAGUGAGCGUAUAAGCAGCAGCAGUGAAAAGCUGAGCUGCAUAUGAGUGUUAGCAGAAAUGACUCACAGCCCCAGCCAGGAAUCAUUUACAGUAAAUCACAUUUACACGA
Colossoma macropomum (tambaqui) is the source of this 4639-nucleotide messenger RNA. It is a transcript of the gene myom3, whose product is annotated as myomesin 3. Gene Ontology annotation, molecular function: protein binding. The record is from RefSeq and is a predicted model, not a curated record. The transcript is spliced from 37 exons. The coding region runs from base 247 to 4518 and encodes 1423 amino acids. NCBI's taxonomy places the organism in Eukaryota, Metazoa, Chordata, Actinopteri, Characiformes, Serrasalmidae.